AUGGUGAGCGCGUAUCGCACCAGACGUCUUCUACGGCUGCAGAGCUGUACGCUGUUCUCAAUGCCGUCCAGUACAUUGCCGACCGAGCAACACCUGCCAGGGGGCUUAAUCGCUGGUGGCUGGUCAAUCUUUUCUGAUUCUAAGAGUGGCCUUCAAGCACUACGCGCACCUGUGACCUCCAGUGGCCUUGUGGUCAUAGUGUACGUCAUCAUCUUAUCGUACAAUGCCGCUGUCGCAAAAGGGCACACAAUCGAGUCCCAGUGGGUCUCCGGUCACAUCGGCAUUACUGGGAAUGAUGCUGCUGACAGAGAGGCACAUGAUGCUCACCAACGAGGUCCUACGCAAAAGAUAUAUUUCACCUCUGAGGAUACGAAACGUAUGCUGUGCGUCAUCCAGCGGCGUUCAGUUCGGAGUCAGUGGUCCAAUUCCGCAGAGCCGACGUCGCUGCUGAGCAGAAUUGACCCGGACCUCUCUUACCGAAUCUCUCCGCGGAUGUCCCGGUCACUCGCAGCUUUGCUUCACAGACUCCGACUCAAUGUCCCAUUGGCCAACGCAUUUCUGUUCAAGAUAUGCGCCCAUCCUUCGUCGUUGUGUUCAACGUGUGGUGUGCGUGACGAUUCGGAACAUAUAUUCUUCUCGAAUGUGCGCGAUUUCGAACUGCGCGUUUGCAACUUCAGAGAUCCCUGGACCGUCUUGAUAGCCGACCCUUCGACGUCGUGA
Ornithodoros turicata is the source of this 720-nucleotide messenger RNA. RefSeq lists its product as uncharacterized. The coding region runs from base 1 to 720 and encodes 239 amino acids. Lineage: Eukaryota; Metazoa; Arthropoda; Arachnida; Ixodida; Argasidae. Gene Ontology annotation, molecular function: nucleic acid binding. The record is from RefSeq and is a predicted model, not a curated record. The transcript has a single exon.